Molecule: messenger RNA, 1134 nt
Organism: Lutzomyia longipalpis
Lineage: Eukaryota; Metazoa; Arthropoda; Insecta; Diptera; Psychodidae
Product: cilia- and flagella-associated protein 36
Exons: 2
Coding region: 91-1008 (305 amino acids)
Cellular component (GO): ciliary base; axoneme
Source: RefSeq, a predicted model, not a curated record
GUUCUAUCGACUUUGAAGUGAACUUUUGCACUUUGCGGAAAAAAUUUAUUUGAAUUUUAAGUGAAAAUUAGAAGAAAAGCCAAAGCAGCAAUGUCUGAAGAUAAUUCGUGGGUGUUUGAUUCUCUGGUGUGCUUCCUCCAUGGACCCAUUUGGAAUGCCCCAUUGCAGACGUUCAUUGAGGAAAAAUCCUUAAUUUUCGAUCCAAAUGAGAAGCAGGAUGAGACAAAUCCCGAAUUCAUCACCAUUCACAAUGAAUACAAGAAUCUCGUGGAUUUUAUGUUGGGCAGCUUUAUGGAUGAAAUGCAGGUGACCCCGGAGAAAUUCGAGGAGGCCUGCCUAGAGGGGAGGAAUCAGAGUGGAAGCGGAUUAACCUUCCACCAGGGAUUAUUUCAGCAAAUUUGGGCUGCAAAUGACAUUCGCAUCUUCAUCCGCAUGAUGACACAGCGCAAUGUGGAGCUUCAGCUGCAGGCAUUGGAUCUUAUUGAGAGACGGCAAAAUUCUCAGCCAUCGACGGAUGAAACUGCCGAUGUGACGGAGUUCAGUGAACAGGGUGGAACUGAAGAGACAGCUGAGAAGCCCCAGAAGCAGGAAUCUCUGGAAUCCCUCGAUUACUCACAACCACCAGAUCCAGCGGAGAUUCAUGAAAAAGGCACCGAAGAUUUGGCGGAGAAACAACCCGAAGAUGCAGCAACGAUAAAUGAUAAAUUUCAGAGGUUGAAUCUCUUCUUUGAGAAGGAACAAAUGUCGGAGGAGAGCGUGAAGAGCCGUAGGGACUAUUUGAUUGCGCAACGUGAUAAAAUUCUGCAGAUUAAGAAGCAAACCCGCGCAAGGCAGCUCAGUGAGACGGUUAAGAAGGAUGGAAGACCUUCAUCGGCUCAGGUGGCGCAGAAGAUUCUCACCGGAGAGAAUCCCGGGGAGUCUGCAGAUCCACCAGAGGCAUCCCUCCUGCUGAGGAAGACUCUCGCAAGGCGCCUCCGGAAUGAAGUUGUCGAUACGCCAAGAGAUUGAAUUAUUCAUUUUAUAAUAACGGUGAUUUUAUCAAAUUAUAUCUAAUGGAAUUAAUGUUUAAUGCAGUUGAUCAUAAAAAUUUAUGCUAAUACUCAAUGAAAUGUUUGUCAUUAAUUUAAUGAUAAA